Rhinopithecus roxellana (golden snub-nosed monkey) is the source of this 4515-nucleotide messenger RNA. RefSeq names its product zinc finger FYVE-type containing 1 (gene ZFYVE1). Gene Ontology annotation, molecular function: metal ion binding. NCBI's taxonomy places the organism in Eukaryota, Metazoa, Chordata, Mammalia, Primates, Cercopithecidae. Bases 748 to 3081 code for a protein of 777 amino acids. The transcript is spliced from 12 exons. The record is from RefSeq and is a predicted model, not a curated record.
CGAGCUCCUCCCUCUCUCGCUCCUCCCUUUCUGGGCUGCACAGCUCACGCCUUCCUGUUAGUCCAAGCUGGGAGAAGUUCACUCCGAUCAGCUGAUCCCAACUGACAACAGGAGAGGAGGAAGCCCGGGAGGCAACGAAGGAGGAGGGUGGCGGAGAUGGAGAUGAGGAUGGAUCUGCCGGUGUCCUGAGGAACAGCCUCUGUCCCCACUAGCGCCCUGCGGCCCCCGGACGCCGCCUUGCUGCGGCCGAGCUGCUCCGUGGUGCACUUCCGUUUUUUGGAUGAUUGAAAUCCUUUUCCUUCCCCUAUUCUAGGUAUCCCCUGAAAUACUGACUUCAGGUCGAAUUAUAUUGAAAAGCUCCUGACCACUUUCUUUCGUUACCAAAACUUUGUAGCUGAUAUCCAACUGGUGAACCCACCACCCUGAACCCAUCAGACCUCUCUCAGCCAUAAAAGACCCUUCCAAGUCAAUUUUGACCACAUCUUUGCUUACACUUUAUGGAGGAUGAAACCAUUAAACCAAAUCAACGUUGCUGCUAAUACAAGAGUCUUGGAGGCAGCAAAUUAAAAAUUUGAACAUUUGUUUGUCCAGAGCUAUAACAGGAGGACAUGAAAGGUGUUCUUUUUUAAAGUGUUCAGAACCCUGGGGAGGUUUCGUGCAGUCUUCAGACUCAAAUCUUUGUCUUCACUCCUGGGGCAAGCUCAGUGACUUGUUAUAUGGUGGGUGUGUUUCCUUACCAGUGUGAGUAUGAGUGCCCAGACAUCCCCAGCAGAGAAGGGCCUGAAUCCGGGGCUGAUGUGCCAGGAAAGUUACGCCUGCAGCGGGACUGAUGAAGCUAUCUUUGAGUGUGAUGAGUGCUGCAGUCUGCAGUGUCUCCGCUGCGAGGAGGAGCUCCAUCGGCAGGAGCGCCUGAGAAACCAUGAGCGGAUAAGACUCAAACCUGGCCAUGUCCCUUACUGUGACCUCUGCAAGGGUCUCAGUGGGCAUUUACCAGGUGUUAGGCAGAGGGCAAUCGUGAGGUGCCAGACCUGCAAAAUCAACUUGUGCCUGGAGUGCCAGAAGAGGACUCAUUCUGGGGGUAACAAAAGGAGACACCCUGUUACUGUGUACAAUGUCAGUAAUCUCCAGGGGUCACUGGAGGCAGAAGAGAUGGAUGAGGAGACCAAGAGGAAGAAGAUGACUGAGAAGGUUGUGAGUUUCCUCCUAGUAGACGAAAAUGAAGAAGUUCAGGUAACAAAUGAAGAGGACUUCAUUAGAAAAUUGGACUGCAAACCUGAUCAGCAUCUGAAAGUGGUUUCCAUUUUUGGAAAUACUGGCGAUGGAAAGUCUCAUACUCUCAACCACACUUUCUUUUAUGGUCGUGAAGUCUUCAAGACCUCCCCUACCCAGGAGUCCUGCACUGUGGGAGUGUGGGCAGCCUAUGACCCAGUUCACAAAGUAGCAGUGAUCGAUACGGAAGGGCUCCUAGGGGCCACCGUGAAUCUAAGCCAGAGAACACGGCUGCUGCUUAAGGUCCUGGCCAUCUCAGACCUUGUCAUCUAUCGAACUCAUGCAGACCGGCUGCAUAACGACCUCUUCAAAUUCCUUGGGGAUGCCUCAGAAGCUUAUCUGAAGCACUUCACCAAGGAGCUCAAGGCCACCACUGCUCGCUGUGGCCUGGAUGUCCCUUUAUCCACCCUGGGCCCUGCAGUUAUCAUCUUUCAUGAGACUGUGCACACCCAACUACUGGGCUCUGAUCACCCCUCAGAGGUGCCAGAGAAGCUCAUCCAGGACCGGUUCCGGAAGCUGGGCCGCUUCCCUGAAGCCUUUAGUUCCAUUCACUACAAGGGAACCAGGACUUACAACCCUCCCACGGACUUUUCUGGGCUUCGGCGUGCUUUGGAGCAGCUACUAGAAAAUAACACCACCCGUUCUCCCCGGCACCCGGGAGUCAUCUUCAAAGCCCUGAAGGCACUGAGCGACCGCUUCAGCGGUGAGAUCCCUGAUGACCAGAUGGCACACAGCUCCUUUUUUCCAGAUGAGUACUUCACCUGCUCCUCCUUGUGCCUCAGCUGUGGGGUUGGAUGUAAGAACAGUAUGAAUCAUGGGAAGGAAGGAGUGCCUCAUGAAGCCAAGAGCCGCUGCAGAUACUCCCACCAGUAUGACAACCGAGUGUAUACUUGCAAGGCCUGCUAUGAGAGAGGCGAGGAAGUCAGCGUAGUGCCCAAAACAUCUGCUUCCACUGACUCCCCCUGGAUGGGUCUCGCAAAAUAUGCCUGGUCUGGGUAUGUGAUUGAAUGUCCUAACUGUGGCGUGGUCUAUCGUAGUCGGCAGUACUGGUUUGGAAACCAAGAUCCUGUGGAUACGGUGGUGCGGACAGAGAUUGUGCACGUGUGGCCUGGAACUGAUGGGUUUCUGAAGGACAACAACAAUGCCGCCCAGCGCCUGUUGGACGGGAUGAACUUCAUGGCUCAGUCAGUGUCUGAGCUUAGCCUUGGACCCACCAAGGCUGUGACUUCCUGGCUGACAGACCAGAUCGCCCCUGCCUACUGGAGGCCCAACUCCCAGAUUCUGAGCUGCAACAAGUGUGCGACGUCCUUUAAAGAUAACGACACUAAGCAUCACUGCCGAGCCUGUGGGGAGGGCUUCUGUGACAGCUGCUCAUCAAAGACCCGGCCAGUGCCUGAGCGGGGCUGGGGCCCUGCGCCGGUGCGGGUGUGUGACAACUGCUACGAAGCCAGGAAUGUCCAGUUAGCUAUUACCGAGGCACAGGUGGACGAUGAAGGUGGAACACUCAUUGCUCGGAAGGUGGGCGAAGCCGUGCAGAACACUCUGGGAGCUGUGGUGACAGCCAUUGACAUACCACUAGGUCUGGUCAAGGAUGCGGCCAGGCCUGCGUACUGGGUGCCUGACCACGAAAUCCUGCACUGCCACAACUGUCGGAAGGAGUUCAGCAUCAAGCUCUCCAAGCACCACUGCCGGGCCUGCGGACAGGGCUUCUGUGACGAGUGCUCCCAUGACCGCCGGGCUGUCCCUUCUCGUGGCUGGGACCAUCCCGUCCGAGUCUGCUUCAACUGCAAUAAAAAGCCCGGUGACCUUUAACCCCAGCCCCCUCUCCGAGUCCUUCACAAUUCCUUAGGUUCUCAGGGUUAGAAACAGUCUCGCGAGGUAGGCCCUCCUCCCGGUCACCUGCUGUGGUGUGUGUCCUCUCCUCUCCGCAUCCCAGGGCCACUUUCCCUUAGUGGAGGUGAGCCUGGCGGCAGGCCCGAAGGCAUGAACCCCUCAGGGCAGGGGACUGAGCAACUCAACACAAAGGGGAAUGAACGUGAAUCUGUUGCAUUUAUUUCAGUUAAAAAUAAUGAAUAUAUAUGUGUAUAUAUCUCUCUCAUAUAUACAUAUGAAAGGCACUUGGGGCAUAUCGAGGCUGCUGCUGGCUGCGAAGACUUCACACAGUGGCCCCCGCACAGGGUGAGGUGGCAGUGGCAGCACGUCUUCCUUGCGAGCCGAGCCAGGUCCACGGCCACCGCGUGCCUGGCCCCUCCCUCUGCUGCUGUGGGAGCCUUGGAAGCCUCUCCUGUCCUUGGCUCUUCCCUCCAUGCCUGUCAGCUGCCUGGGGAGUGAGCCUCCCAGGUCCUUCCUGCCUGAAACGGCCUGAAGGGAAUUCUCCCUGGGUCUCCUGGGAGUCGAAUCCCAGUUCUUGGCUUAAGCAUGUUUUAGUCAGAGACCACCCAACUUAGUGUGCAGGUCACCAGAGUGGGUGGAGGGUCAGAGGUCGGGUCUUCAGCCCUGAGAAGUGGAAAUGCAGGGGCUGUGCUGUCACUGGUCCCCCAGGGGAUGGCAAGGAAGGAACUGAGCCUUCCCCAGCAGGGCUUCCUGCCCCGACGCUUCUUUCUCCACUCGGCUUUUCCCAAAAGGCGGCGCCCAGCUCCUCAAUCGAAGCACCCGCCUCCCACCCCUCCGUCCCCUCGAGCCCACCGUCUGCUUCUGAGUGUCGCACUAGGAUUUUCAUUGCUUAUUUUAAAGUGUCUUAAUCCUUUGUUCCCCGACACAUAACCCCUCUAGCUCUCGGAGGGGCGACCAUGAGAAACCUUCCAGGGAAGCAGAGCACAGGAUGGACUGUUGUUUUUAAAAGUCUAUAUAUAAUUUCAACAGAUCAUAAAGAAAAAAUUUAUCUCUUUGGUCCUUGCAAGAGAAGUCAAAGGAACUUUUGUUUCUCCUCAAGAGCCUGGACAUCUGUCUGUCGUGACUGGAAAGAGCCCGUUGUGCUGAAAUCUGUCAUCAUGGUGGGUUUGAUCUUCAGUGGCCAAACAUGAAGAAUUAAAGUGUAAUUCUUGACUGAACUGGCGGAUGGGUUGAGCUUUAGGGAAGUAUAUGGCAGUCAUUCCUGGCGUGCGUAUCGGUGUGACAUGAGCCCUGGAGUGUGUCGUCCCUCUCAGCCCUGCUCCUCCUGCCUCCUGGGGCCCAGUGACUGGGGCCCUACUCUAGAACUGUGUACCAUCCAAUUCGCCAUCAUAAAGGAAUCUUCCUGCAUCUCGA